AUGGGAAUUGCCCAUUUGUGGGUGGGAGGAUGGGGGAAUAGGGGGGAAACAAAGCAUACCGACCGCUAGUUUUUCAUCUUUCCGACUGCUCGUGAAGACAGCGCACCUCCAUCAGCACCCUGUUGCAACCUCAACUUUCUUUUUGUUCCUUUCAAGGAACCGGGCUAAUCACCGCCGCCAGAGACGAAAGGAGAAGAAACACUUUUUAGUCCUGUUUAUUUUUUUUAAACAUAAAACUACAAUGAAGUUGGCGCUUAUUCGCAGUGCUUACAGGAGUCUCCGGGCACAUCAGGUCCGUCCGGGUAGCAGAUUCACCGGGUUUUCGCGAAGAUGCCUACCGAUAGGCAUUACCAGCAGUCGAUUGAGCCUCCGAGCGGCAAGCGCUACCUCCAGCACCGGCACCAACCCGAAGUUAACCGGUAACUUUGGGGUACAAUCUCAGAAGGGGGAUGAGUCUGAUUACGACAACCAUGUGAGGAAAGUGGUUCAGAGCACCAGGGAAGCAAUUGUGACUCUGCAGAAAAGAAACCCAGCAAUUCAACCCUUGUUAGCCAUUCUACAGGCAGGUGAAGACAAUAGCAUGCUGGAGAUCAAUAAGAAAAUGGCAGGAAAGAUUGGUUUGAACAUCACUCAGAUUUGUCUGGCAAAGGAGUGCAGUGAAGAUGAUAUUGUAGAGGAGUUGCUGAAGUUGAAUGAUGACCCCAAAGUGCAUGGUAUCUACCUUCACCUCCCCCCAGCUUCAAUCACCAGUCGGGUCCUCAACACCUUAAAACCCGAGAAGGACAUCGAAGGCAUAUCAGACUUGAAUAUGGGCCGUCUGAUACGAGGAGACCUGAGCAAAGGCUUUGUGCCUCCUUUAGCCAGUGCUGUUUUGGAUCUGCUGGAGAACCAUGAUGCUCCUUUGGAAGGAAAAACUGUGUUGCUGGUUGGUGGUGAGGGACCCCUUCAGCUGGCCGUGCAGUGCCUGAUUGAACGAAGUGGAAUGGUCACUCUGAAGAGUCACUGGAGCUCCAAAACCCUGCAGGCACAGGUUAUGCAGGCUGAUGCUGUGGUCCUGCUAGAUGUUGGAAAUAUGUAUGUUCCACCCACCUGGAUUAGACCAGGGGCUGCUAUCAUUUACUGUAAGCCAGCUCCGGAGAAAGAUGAAAAUGCUUUUGGAUUGUCUUCAAAAUCUGGAUUAGAAAGCCUCACAGCAGCUUAUAGAACACAGAAUGUUGUCCGGAGUUGCAGUCGGUGGCUCAAGGGUCAGGAAUACCGACCCUGGCAUCUGCGCAGCCUGAAACUGCAGCCCUUAACUCCUGUACCAAGUGAUUUAGAGAUAUCCAGAGCUCAGAUACCAAAACCAGUAGAUCAGCUGGCUGAAGAGAUUGGUUUGCUACCAGAAGAGCUAGAAGCCUAUGGUAGGAGCAAAGCUAAGGUUCGACUCUCUGUGUUGGAACGCCUCCAGUCACAGCCUAAUGGCAAAUAUAUUCUGGUUGCCGGUAUAACUCCCACCCCACUGGGCGAAGGUAAAAGCACAGUGACUGUCGGUCUGGUCCAGGCGUUGUCUGCCCACCUUAAGCUCAACUCUUUUGCCUGUCUCCGUCAACCAUCCCAGGGACCAACUUUUGGAGUUAAAGGGGGAGCUGCAGGAGGUGGGUAUGCCCAGGUCAUCCCUAUGGAGGAGUUCAACCUUCAUUUGACUGGUGACAUUCAUGCCAUCACAGCUGCCAAUAACCUGGUGGCAGCAGCCAUCGAUGCCAGGAUGCUCCACGAAGCGACGCAGUCAGACAAGGCCCUUUUCAAUAGAUUAGUCCCUUCUGUGAAUGGAGUCAGAAAAUUCUCACCCAUCCAGAUCUCCAGGCUGCAACGCCUUGGCAUCAGGAAAACAGAUCCUGCAUCACUCACGCCUGAAGAAAUCAACGCGUUCGUACGUCUUGAUCUUGACCCCUCAAAAAUCACCUGGCAGAGAGUCGUUGAUACAAAUGACCGUUUUUUGAGGAAGAUCACCGUCGGACAGGCAAGCUCUGAGAAAGGACAGAUCAGAGAGACUGGGUUUGACAUUGCAGUGGCCAGUGAGAUCAUGGCCAUCCUGGCCUUGGCUGACAGCCUCGGGGACAUGAAGAACAGACUGGCACGCAUGGUGGUGGGGACCAGCCGCUCUGGACAGCCUAUCACAGCAGAGGACCUCGGUGUGAGUGGAGCUCUGGCGGUGUUAAUGAAAGAUGCUAUCAAGCCCACGCUGAUGCAGACCCUUGAGGGUACGCCGGUGUUUGUCCACGCUGGGCCCUUCGCCAACAUCGCCCAUGGCAACUCCUCGGUGCUGGCAGACAAGCUGGCUUUGAAGUUGGUCGGACAGGACGGCUUUGUGGUGACCGAGGCAGGUUUCGGAGCUGACAUUGGGAUGGAGAAAUUCUUCAACAUCAAAUGUCGAGCCUCAGGUUUGAGGCCCAGUGUGGUGGUGCUGGUCGCAACCGUUCGAGCGCUAAAGAUGCACGGCGGCGGCCCAAAUGUAUCUGCAGGUGCACCUCUUCCCCGAGAGUAUACCGAUGAGAAUCUGCGCCUGGUUGCUGGCGGCUGCCAUAGCAAUCUCAGGAAGCAGAUCCAGAUUGCACAUCUGUUUGGGGUACCAGUCGUGGUUGCUGUUAAUGUCUUUAAGACAGACACCCAGGCAGAGAUCGACCUUGUAUGUCAGAUAGCGAAAGAGUGUGGCGCAUCCGACGCUUUGCCGUGCAACCACUGGGCGCAGGGUGGAAGAGGCUGCUCGGAGCUCGCGCAGGCUGUGAAGGAGGCCACCAGCAAACCCAGCGACUUCCAGUUCCUCUACAACACAGAGAUGCCGAUCGUGGAGAAGAUCAGAACAAUAGCCCAGAGAGUGUACGGGGCCGAUGACAUCGAGCUGUCUCCAGAGGCCAAGACCAAGACAGAUUAUUACCAUCAACAAGGUUAUGGUUCAUUGCCCAUCUGCAUGGCCAAGACCCAUCUGUCUCUGUCCCACAUGCCCGACAAGAAGGGGGCACCCACUGGAUUUGUUUUGCCAAUCAGAGAUGUCCGUGCCAGCAUCGGAGCUGGCUUCAUCUACCCAUUAGUGGGAACGGUACGUGGUCUGCAGCAGGUUAACGUUGACGUCUUGGUCCAUGCCUCAUAG
This is a messenger RNA of Neolamprologus brichardi, 3127 nucleotides long. NCBI's taxonomy places the organism in Eukaryota, Metazoa, Chordata, Actinopteri, Cichliformes, Cichlidae. The record is from RefSeq and is a predicted model, not a curated record.